GCGAUCUCCCCCAAAACUCACCUCGCCGUCUCCGUAGGCUCCUACUCCCCGGCGGCGGAACACGAUGUCGACGGUCCGGAGGUUCGGGAUGGCGGCGGCGGCCGCCGCGUUCAUCGCCUUCGCGGCCUUCGGAUCCGCGUCGGCGUCCAAGCCGGCCUCCUUCGUCAAAUCCACCGUCAAAGCCCACGACGUCGUCAUCUUCUCCAAGUCCUACUGCCCGUAUUGUAGAAGGGCAAAGGCUGUGUUCAAGGAGCUUGAACUGAAGAAGGACCCAUAUGUUGUCGAGCUCGAUCAGCGAGAGGAUGGUGGGGACAUCCAGGAUGCCUUAGCCGACAUGGUUGACAGGCGUACUGUUCCACAAGUUUUUGUCCGUGGAAAGCACUUGGGAGGCUCUGAUGAUACUGUUGAUGCAUACGAAAGUGGGAAGCUGGCUAAACUUCUGAACAUUGCUGUCAAGGACGAUCUUUGAAUAUUAGUUUAGCACCAAUCUCGUCCCUACCAAGGCCUUGUAAUGCAACUCUGGAAUCUGGAUUAAUAUUUGCGCAGAACCUAUUUCCAGGGAUUUCGUGUUGCCUUAUAAACUGUUUUAACUGGAUGUCGCACUGUGAUUGUUCUAUCAUGUUAUGCUGAUUGCAUUGCUUUUUGAA
Messenger RNA from Lolium rigidum, 647 nucleotides. Its product is annotated as glutaredoxin-C8. The coding region runs from base 65 to 469 and encodes 134 amino acids. The record is from RefSeq and is a predicted model, not a curated record. Gene Ontology annotation, molecular function: glutathione disulfide oxidoreductase activity. Gene Ontology annotation, cellular component: cytoplasm. The transcript is spliced from 4 exons. NCBI's taxonomy places the organism in Eukaryota, Viridiplantae, Streptophyta, Magnoliopsida, Poales, Poaceae. Gene Ontology annotation, biological process: cellular response to oxidative stress.